AUGUCCUCGUCGUCACCCCCUGGUAACACACCUUCGCCUCCUCCCGCGCCUUCUUCCCCUCCCCUUGGACAUCCUGAAAUAACUGUCGAUGGGCAGCGUGUCCUUUCUCAACUCGAGAACACCGCAACGCUUGGACGUGCGUCGUCAAAGUUGAGUGACAUUCCGACAAUCGCUCAAGGAUUGUCCACCAUUCAGCUUGGACCUGCCAACUCGUUGAACCCCCUUGGUCAUCGCACCACAAGGGAUGUUUCCGCGGACGUUGAUCAUGGGCCAGGUGACACCAGCGAUGCCAGGUCGGUAUCGUCGGGACGUUCGUCGAAGUCUGGAUUCAGGAAACGUUUGUCACGAUUCUUCAAGGGAGACCCCAAAGACAAAGAGACUGUUCUUACUUCGGUAGCCUCAUCAGCGCCUGUUACGCUGGUUGGAACUGAGGGACGCAUCCAGUCUGCGACACCUGACCGUGACACUGUACCUGUCUCGUUGGGACUGCACUCACCACCACAUUCCGCUGAAAUGUCGUCCACGCCACUCAUUGUCCCAGCUACCCAACCACAGCCGAGCCCUGCUGCGAGUGGAACCCUCCGCGUAGACAUCUUCCCCGAAAACGUUAUCAAACCCAUCUACAAGACCGACUUGCCCAAGCCGCAUGCUCGUGUUGACAAGACCCCACAGCUUGUCUACUGCUGUAGUCUCCUCUCCAAGGCUCGAGAACCGUUUCAAUUAACCUCAGACAGCGAUGUCUCUCUAGGUCCCCCCCUCGACGACAAGGAGAAGGAAUGGGUUCAGCUCAUCGAUCCUGUUUUGCAGGACCGAUAUCGAUGGCUUGUCGAGCAGUUGGUAAGAGCGUUCGCUGAUAACCCACUCAAGGCAUCUGAUGUGGUCACCGAGAUUGUUCUUGUUGGUCCCAUCCUUGACCGCGACAUCUACCGCAGCUUGCUCUCAUGCUUCAUCUUCAAAUUUGAGCAAACAACAACGCUGGAUGUCACUCUUCUCCAAGGUCUCGUACAACUGGUCGAGUGCGCCUCAUCUGGAUACCUUGUUGACGAUGAUCUGGUCAGGAUCGCCACUGUUCUCUCCAAGGAGCUGUCGAUUACCCACAUUGGCACGAGUGACUACCCCUUGCACCUGACAUUGUCGCUCGCUCGAGUUCUUGAUGUGAUGGUGGCUGGCAAGGUCAAGGACUUAAACCGUGAACGAGACCAUCAGCCGAUGCUGCAACUCCUGGACGGCCUGAAGGACAGCGAGAAUGUCGUCCAAAGGUACGAGGCAACCUACGCCUACCAGGCUCUCCAGUAUGCACCUGAUGACGAGACUCCGCUCCAAGUGCUGUGGAGAUAUGCCAAGGUUGCAGCGGCGGGUGCAGGUGCAGUGUCGAGUGUUUUCAAGUUGGAUCCAGAGGGACUCCUCAAAGGCAUCGAGAGUCUUCAAGAGAUUGGAGCAGGGAUUGUUGGAGCAGUUAGUACAGGAAUUGAGGUCGUCGAGGCCCUUCGUGUUGGUACUGAUGGGGCUAUCCGCGCAUCAGAGAACAAGUUCGACUUUAUGAAGAAGCGUUCGUGGUAUCUGGCCCUUCAAGGAGCGGCUCUCUUUAUUCGACAGGGACGACUUUCGGACUUUAACCUAGUCGUCAGCCAGGCGCCUUGCCGCAACAACGCCAACUUUCAGUGGGGGGUCUGUCGCCAGCUUGGAGAGAUUGUAGUCGACUCGCUCUGGGAUGUUCCUGUCCGCCAGCAGGCCGUCGACUUUCUGGGUGAACUAUACAGAAGCGGCUCUGACUGGAAACCGCAUGUCGAUGUCAAGCGCUGGAUCCUCACCAUCCUCAUCCAGAUCUCGGGGAUAUCGGAUGUCUCUAUCAAGGAUCGCGCUGUUGCUUUAUUGCUAAACCUGAAGAAGGAUGACAUGACCGAAUUCCUUAGCUCUUUUUCGCUAAGCAGACGCCUCCCUCUGCCUUCAACCUCCCCGCUUCUUGCCAAGGUCCAAGAGAUCCCUAAACUCGAGUAUGACCUACACGUAUUGAGGUUGAUGAGGAUUGACGACUACAAGCAAGCGGUUUACAUCGACCCCAUGGCCAAACUCAGUCUCCAAGCCACGGACGACCAUCUGUUUCCUCUCAUGGACAAGGUCAAGGACUUUCUUGCCAGCGACACUCAGGUCAUGCUUGUUCUUGGCGACUCGGGAGCGGGAAAAUCGACAUUCAAUCGACACCUGGAACACGAGCUCUGGCAGGAGUACAAGGCAGGAGGCCGCAUCCCUCUUUUCAUCAACUUGCCAUCCCUCGAGCGACCAGAGAAGGACCUGGUUGCGGAGCAGUUGAGGACCCACAACUUUUUGGAUGAUCAGAUCCGUGAGUUGAAGCUGCACCGGCAGUUUAUGUUGAUCUGUGAUGGAUACGACGAGAGCCAGCUUACAUCCAAUUUGCAUACUACCAACCUCUUCAACCAGGAUGGACAGUGGAGCGUCAAGUUACUCGUUACCUGUCGCACUCAGUAUCUCGGACUGGAGUAUCGGAGCCGCUUCGAGCCAAAGGCGGUGGACCGAUACGCCCGUGCCGCCAACGAUCUUUUCCAACAAGCCGUCAUGACCCCGUUCAGCAAGGAGCAGAUCGAAGACUAUGUAGAGCAUUACGUUCCUCUCGAACCGCGCACCUGGGUCAAGAAGGACUACAUGGACAAACUAGAGGCUAUCCCCAAUCUGAUAGAUCUGGUCAGAAACCCGUUUCUCCUUACUCUGUCACUGGAGGCCCUUCCUACGGUGGUGCAAGGGAAAACCGACCUCUCCAGGCUUCGGGUCACUCGUGCGGAACUGUACGACACUUUUGUGAGGCACUGGAUGGCCGUCAACAAGCGCCGUCUGGAGGAUCAAAGACUGGACAGAGAUAACCAGGUGGCUUUCGAGGAGUUGUCGGAGGCCGGAUUCGAGCAGAGUGGGGUCAAGUUUCAACAGGAUCUGGCAGCUGCGAUUUUUGUACAUCAGGACGGCAGACCUGUUGUCGACUACAUCAACAAACAAGACAAAUCUUCUUGGAAAGCAGAGUUUUUCAGCAUGGACUGCGAGACGAGUCUUCUCCGUGGGGCCAGUCUUCUCAGUCGAGCCGGCACUCAAUACCGCUUUGUCCAUCGCUCUGUGUUGGAAUACUUUUUCUCUUGCACCAUCUCUGGGCCUAUCAAGGAGCAUGAUGAAUUUGAUCCGCCUGUCCAUUCCGAUACCCCCGCCACCUUACCCACCAUUAGCACCCAUCCGCUAUCCCAGAGAAAUCUUGUCGCAGAGCCCUCAAUCAUCCAGUUUCUGGCGGAGCGCGUGCAGCUGGACUCUGGAUUCAAGGAUAAGCUCCUUGACAUCGUUGAGCAGUCCAAGACCGACGACCAAGCAGUUCGAGCCGCGGCGAACGCCAUCACGAUCUUGGUCAAGGCAAGAGUACGAUUCAAUGGGGCCGACCUUCGGCGUAUUCGAGUUCCUGGAGCGGAUUUGUCUGGAGGCCAGUUCGACUUGGCACUGCUGCAGGAGGCCGACUUGACAGAUGUCAACCUCACCAAGAGCUGGAUUCGUCAGGCGGACUUCACCAAGGCGCAGAUGAAGGGAGUUCAGUUCGGGGAGAUGCCGUACCUGAAGGAUGAUGGGUGGGUAUACUCGUGCGCCUAUUCACCUAAGGGAACAUCUCUCGCUGCAGGUCUUAUGAGAGAUAUCAACAUUUACGACACCUCCACAUGGGCGACGACUCACACUUUUGAAGGGCAUCGAGGCAGUAUUAACAGCAUUGCCUAUUCGCCAACCAGUCUUCAACUUCUUUCAGGCAGCGGCGAUAGUACAGUACGAUUGUGGGACUGCAAGAGCGGGUCGUGCAUUUUUGUUCUAGAAGGGCAUACCUACGACGUGUCGACUGUGGCAUUUUCACCCUCUGGCAAGCAGGUCGCGUCGGCUGGAGCGGACAAGACUGUGAGGCUAUGGGAUGUUCAGACAGGCGCCAAUCUAUUCAUCUUGACCGGCCAUACUGAAUGGAUUUAUAGCAUUUCUUACUCUCUCGAUGGGCAUGUGGUUGUGUCUGUUGGCGACGAUGAUAUGAUCCGGUUCUUUGACACAGAGACUGGUCAGCCGGAAGAAGUCUGGGAGGCUCAAAGUGGGUUCUUUGACACAGAGACUGGUCAGCCGGAAGAAGUCUGGGAGGCUCAAAGUGGAAGGAUGACAAGGGUCGCAUACUCUCCUGGAGGUCUAGAGAUUGCUGUAGGGAAUGUCUAUGGCGAGUUACAGUUCUACAAUGCAACUGCCGGCGAGCCAACGAGGAAUUGGAAGGCCCAUGACGAAUCAGUCACAGGUGUGAGCUUUUCGCCGAACGGCCAAUGGAUCGCCACAUGCAGUGAUGACAACACGGUGAAGGUCUGGAGUUCAGCAACAGGAUCGGUCCUUUCUGUCUUUACUGGUCAUGGUGGUCGUGUCUACCAAGUAGCCUUUUCGCCAAACGGACUCCAACUUGCCUCAUGUAGUAUGGAUUGUACCAUUCGACUCUGGGAUGUGAGCUCACUGGGGACUGGAAUGGGUGUGGAGGGCGGAACUAAUCCAUUGGGGAGCGCACUUUUUUCUCCAGACGGUCGAGUUCUCUUCUGUGGUUCCGAGUCAGGAGCAGUGCGGCAGUAUGAUGCAGGAUCUGGAGAGUCUGGUCCUUUUGUUGUUUACGGAGGCAAUCCUGCCUAUUGCCUAGCGGUCUCUCCGGAUGGUCUUCGAAUUGCGUCAGUUGGAAUGGACGACGAAUUCGUCAUUGUGUGGAAUAUUGCAACAGCUCAAGCCGAUCUUGUGCUGAGCGGUCACACACAAGAGGUGACCGCCAUAGCCUUUUCAGCCGACAGCCACUGGAUCGCCACCGGCAGUCGCGACGAGACGGUGCGACUUUGGGACGCUCGCUCAGGGAUACUGGACGGCGUGCUUGAAGGCCAUAUCGAUCAUGUCAGUUUUUUGUUAUUUUCGCCGGACAGCCAUGAAAUUUUGUCGGGAGAUGGGGAUGGAGCUAUUCGAGCCUGGAGUUUGGACAGUCGUGAGUGUAGGGUUGUUAUGCGUGCUUGCGCUUAUGUAGAGCUUUUGGCAAUAUCGCCUUCACCCAAUGGCUUGAGGGUUGCUUCUACAUCCGCUAUGGGUGACGCUGUUGAGAUUUGGGAAUGGGAGAGCGGGCGUCUCCAACAAAGUCUAGAGUUCCAGUACAACGCACGAUGCAUUGCAUUCUCGUCCUGUGGGCAAUGGAUAGGCGUAGGCUAUAGCCGUUCGGUUUGGCUCUGGAAUUUCGUCGCUGACACGUCGGCAGAAGGAGGAGGAAAAGGCGGAGAAUGGAAGUGUUCGGUGCGUAUCGAGGAUAUCCUUGGAGAGGUGUACAGCAUUGCUUGGAAACCUGACACGCUGGAGUUUAGCACCGGAUGCAGGAAUGGGUCUCUUCAAGUGUGGAGACUGGUAGAGACGUCGGCGUCGUCGGAUGCAUGGUCGGCCCAGUUGGUUUGGAGCGCUGGAAGUCAUGUUCUAGCUGCCUCGGAUGCCGUUUUUGCCGAUGCUAUUGGUCUCUCCUCAUUCAAUCGGCAAUUGCUCACUCAACGUUGCAAGGGUGCUGUUAGUAAGUAG
Molecule: messenger RNA, 5592 nt
Organism: Linnemannia hyalina
Lineage: Eukaryota; Fungi; Mortierellomycota; Mortierellomycetes; Mortierellales; Mortierellaceae
Source: the annotation of a GenBank genome assembly